AUCAGGCAGGCUGGAUCUGAUCUGUGAUCUCUGAUCGAUGAAGCCGUUCCACACGCCCAUCUUUCUGCUCGACAUCGACAUCGGCAUCGGCAUCAUCAUCGUCGAAACGUCUGUCAUCGCUCACGCCCCUCCCUCAGCGAAGAUUUCUCAAAUAGUAGUCAUACAGUAGGCUAGCUAAAUGUCCCCUUCGUCUCAUCCCUUUUCAUCCUUUACGGUGGAUCAAUCGUGGCAGUGAUGGAUUACUCGAAUAUCCUUGAUCAUAUCAAGUCUCUAUCAUGGUCACAGUCUUCUGAACAAACUCUACUCGAACCUUUUACUUACAUCUCUUCAUCUCCGGGAAAAGAAAUCCGACCCAAGUUUAUAGAUGCUUUCAACCUCUGGCUCAAGGUUGACGAAGGGGAUUUGGACGUCAUCAGGAAGGUUGUCAACAUGCUGCACAAUGCUAGUUUACUGAUGGAUGACGUGGAAGACAACUCCGAACUUCGUCGUGGACUUCCAGUCGCUCAUACCAUCUACGGGGUGCCCCAGACGAUCAAUAGUGCCAAUUAUGUCUACUUUCUCGCCAUGCAAGAAUUGUUGAGGUUGCAAUCAGGCUCGGAAAAGAAGGGGAAGGGGGUGGAUUUGAUGGGUGUCGUCACGGAGGAGUUGCUCAAUCUACACCGUGGACAAGGCCUCGAUUUGUACUGGAGAGACAGCUUGACUUGUCCUAGCGAAGAGGAAUACGUGCAGAUGGUUCUGGGCAAGACAGGAGGCUUGUUCCGACUAGCAGUCAAACUCAUGAUGGCUAAGUCGGAUUGCGAUGUCGAUUUCGUCCCUCUGGUCAACCUGAUCUCCGUGUUUUUCCAGAUCAGAGAUGACUACAUGAACCUACAAUCCAGAGAAUAUGAAGACAACAAGGGUUUCGCGGAAGAUCUGACAGAGGGGAAAUUCUCUUUCCCCGUCGUCCAUGGUGUUCGGGCAGAUCAGUCGAAUCGGCAAGUACUGAACGUACUUCAGAAACGCACCACGUCAUACUCUCUCAAAGCUCACACGGUCGACUUUCUACGCAAACAUACUAAAUCGUUCAUCUACACACGCGAGGUAUUGGAGAAGCUGUUGAAGCAGAUCCACGCCGAGUUGGCUCGCCUAGGUGGGAACCGAGCCCUCGAAGGGAUUCUCAACGCUUUGGGACUUCCCGACGAGAACUGAUAGCGAUUCAGAGUAGAACACUCGUGAAGAACUGAUGCUAUCAUCCCCUCCCAUCUUAUCUGUAUGUACGUUUCAUGCGAGACAUCAUAUAACUUAGUCUCCUUUGGCUUUACACGACGGCUGUAUGCAUCUUUAUAUCUGAU
This is a messenger RNA of Tremella mesenterica DSM 1558, 1331 nucleotides long. RefSeq lists its product as uncharacterized. The transcript has 8 exons. Gene Ontology annotation, molecular function: prenyltransferase activity. The coding region runs from base 235 to 1188 and encodes 317 amino acids. Gene Ontology annotation, biological process: isoprenoid biosynthetic process. The record is from RefSeq and is a predicted model, not a curated record. Lineage: Eukaryota; Fungi; Basidiomycota; Tremellomycetes; Tremellales; Tremellaceae.